AUGCCACCAACUCGUACAGAAAAUCGACAAAAAUUGGUGGAACAAGAGGGCAAGAUUCUACUUGCUAUUUCUGAUUUAAAAAAUGGCAAAAUUCGCAGUGUUUUACGUGCUUCAGAGAUCUAUCAAAUUCCUCGUACAACUCUCCGAGAUCGACUCAACGGUAUCGAAUAUAGAGGUGAGAAACGCGCAAAUAAGGAAUCUCUUCUAAAAUGGAUUCUUGAUCUUGAUAAACGUGGAUUGCCUCCCCGACCAUCUCUUGUAGAAGAUAUGGCUGAUCUUCUUCUUUCUCAACGCGGAAAUAGACACGUCAGUGAGAGGUGGGUUUAUCGAUUUGUUGACUGCCAUCCAGAGGUGAAACUACGGUUUUCACGAAGAUAUAACUACGAGAGAGCAAAAUGCGAGGAUAUUAAGAUAAUCCAAGAGCAUCUUAAUCGCGUACAAGAGGUUAUACAAGAGUAUGGGAUCUUAUCUGAAGAUAUAUACAACUUUGAUGAGACUGGCUUUGCUAUGGGUCUCUGUGCUUCUGCAAAGGUUAUUACAGGUAGUGAUCGAUAUGGAAGACCAUACCUAUUACAACCUGGUAAUCGCGAAUGGGUCACAGUAAUUGAAGCAGUUAAUUCAACAGGAUGGGCUUUGCCCUCAUAUAUUAUCUUCAAAGCAACAACCUUCUAUCAACAAGGCUGGUUUGAGAUUCUUCCACAAGAUUGGAGACUUAAUAUCAGUAAAAAUGGCUGGACAACAGAUGAGAUUGGGUUGCAAUGGCUUCAAAAGCACUUUAUUCCUCAUACGACAAGCCGCACGAAGGGGAGAUAUCGGAUGCUUAUUCUUGAUGGCCAUGGAAGCCAUUUGACACCUCAAUUUGAUCAAAUAUGCACUGAAAAUAAUAUUAUACCAGUCUGCAUGCCAUCUCAUUCUUCACAUCUCUUACAGCCUCUUGAUGUGGGUUGUUUUGCUGUUUUAAAACGGCAAUAUGCGCUGCAUGUUGAGCAACGUGUACGGCUCGGAUUCAAUCAUAUUGAUAAAUAUGACUUUCUCACAGCUUUUCCAGAAGCUCGUACAGUGGCAUAUAAGGCUGAAAAUAUUCAGAAUGGCUUCAAAGCAACUGGAUUAGUACCGUUUGAUCCAGAUCAUGUCUAUCAAAAGCUUACAGUUCAACUUCGCACCCCAACACCCCCACCUAGUCGAUCAAGCGAUUCGCAACCAUCCUGCUUACAAAAACCUCAAAAUGCACGUCAAUUUAAGCGCCAAAUAACAACAAUAAAGAAGCGGAUUGAUACGCAUAAAACGAGCCCACUUGAUCGGAUAGCUAAAGCAUACGAAGUUGGCAUGAAUCAGUUUGUGAUUAUACAGAAAGAGGUACAUGAUUUACGGGCUGCAAAUGAGAAGGAGAAGCGAAAACGUCAAAGAUCUAAAAAGCAAAUAUCUCACGAAGGAGACCUUACAGUACAGGAAGCCCAGGAACUAAUAAUAAGUCGAGAUCAGGCAUCUCGAUCUAAUCCGGCUGUAUCAGGUGAAUCCGAACCUCAGGCUUCUCAACCACGCGUACGAGCGCCACCGAAGUGCAGUGGAUGUGGGAUUAUUGGGCAUAAAAUCAAUCGAUGCUCAAAUCGUACUACUAGUUAAAAAAUUGUAUGUAUUUUAUAUGUGGGUUAGAAAUUCAGGCUUGAAAUUUGUAUAGAGCGCGU
Messenger RNA from Talaromyces stipitatus ATCC 10500, 1685 nucleotides. Its product is annotated as transposon, putative. Gene Ontology annotation, molecular function: DNA binding. Lineage: Eukaryota; Fungi; Ascomycota; Eurotiomycetes; Eurotiales; Trichocomaceae. The transcript has 2 exons. The coding region runs from base 1 to 1623 and encodes 540 amino acids. The record is from RefSeq and is a predicted model, not a curated record. Gene Ontology annotation, cellular component: nucleus.